UCCUCAGCUCCCAGCCGAGGUGCGGCGAGCCGGUGGGGGGACCGCGAGGCGAGCGCGGGAGCCUGGGCGGCGAGCGGGGUGUGAGCUGCCCGAAAAUGCACUCGGAUGCCGCCGCUGUCAACUUUCAGCUGAACUCUCAUCUCUCAACACUGGCAAAUAUUCAUAAGAUCUACCACACCCUUAAUAAGCUAAAUCUAACAGAAGACGUUGGCCAAGACGAUCACCAAACAGGAAGUCUGCGGUCUUGCAGUUCUUCGGACUGCUUUAGCAAAGUGAUGCCGCCAAGGAAAAAGAGAAGACCUGCCUCUGGAGAUGAUUUAUCUGCCAAGAAAAGUAGACACGAUAGCAUGUAUAGAAAAUAUGAUUCAACUAGAAUAAAGACUGAAGAAGAAGCGUUUUCAAGUAAGAGGUGCUUAGAGUGGUUCUAUGAAUAUGCAGGUACUGAUGAUGUUGUAGGUCCUGAAGGCAUGGAGAAAUUUUGUGAAGACAUUGGUGUUGAACCAGAAAAUGUAGUUAUGCUUGUCCUAGCUUGGAAAUUGGAUGCACAGAACAUGGGUUAUUUUACUCUACAGGAAUGGUUAAAAGGAAUGACUUCUCUACAAUGUGAUACAACAGAAAAACUCAGAAAUACUUUGGAUUACUUAAGAUCAUUAUUAAAUGAUUCUACAAACUUUAAACUUAUUUACAGAUAUGCGUUUGACUUUGCACGGGAAAAGGACCAGCGCAGCCUAGACAUAAACACUGCCAAAUGCAUGUUGGGACUGUUAUUAGGAAAAAUCUGGCCCCUUUUUCCAGUUUUUCACCAAUUCUUAGAGCAAUCAAAAUAUAAAGUUAUUAACAAAGACCAGUGGUGCAAUGUGCUAGAAUUUAGCAGAACAAUUAAUCUUGACCUCAGCAACUACGAUGAAGACGGAGCAUGGCCGGUUUUGUUGGAUGAGUUUGUGGAGUGGUAUAAAGACAAACAGAUGUCCUAGGACUUUAUGCAUAGCAGCGAGAGAGUCACUGUUACCACAGUUAUGUCAACCAUUAGCCAUAAAUUGCUGUUUGUAUCCAAGCGCAUGCUGCUUUUCUUGCACUGUCUCCCUUUUGCAGGGACGUUUUGGUGUUUGCGAUUGAAUGGGCCGGCUCUGCCUCCUGUGUAGCAUUGUUCUCUUGGAAGGCUGCUUUGCAGUUUGUAUUUACACUACAGAUUGGUGAAUUUGCCAACGUCCUCACUGUGAUUAUGUGUAUAUUGCUGUUUAAAUUUUGUAUAUGUGUAUAAAAAGAAAAAGCUUCACCUAGAGAUUAUUUCUGCAAAAAUGUAUUGUAAAAAUAAUUUUUGUGGCAUAUUUCUAGUCCCUUUUUUCAAAUGAACCAAUUAUGCUUUAUUUGGUCUCAAAUGUAGCAUUUCAGAAAACAAGACAACUGUUACCAUAAGCAAAUGUUGCCAGAAUUUACCUUAUUGUUUAAGAGGCCAACUUGUGGAAGGGGGUGGGGUCUUAACUUUUCAGAGGCAUAUGCCAAAUAUAAUUUGGUCUACUUAAAUGUUAGCAUUUUUAAAUGAGGAAAGUUAUAAUUACUUGAACUUAUAGACAUGUACCAUGCCACAAAUCAUUUCCACCAUGCAGGGUAUAGGUUUUUAUUUUCUAAUGUUAACGCUGUAGUAGUUUGAAUAUAGGUACAAAUGAACAAAGUAAAAUUGCACCUUUUUUAAAAUGAGUUUUAAACUCUUAUAAACUUUCUUUAGUGUUUUUUUUUCUUUUGCAUUCUUCUAGUCAGUGUUUGGUCUGCUGAUGCUUUCUCCGCCAUUCUAAGUAAAAUUUAUUUUGCCUCCUCUCUGAAAACCUAAUGGUUUGCUGGCAAUUUAUAACUGCAGAGCACUUUUAGUUGUGGCUUGAAUUUUGAGUUAAGCUUUCAUGGUGUCUAGUUUUCUAGUUUUUUGGAAAAAGAACUAUACUAUAAAUGAGAGGUGUUUUGUUUUGUUUUGUUUUCCUUUUUUGUUUCUUUCACGCUAGGCUUUUCCUGGCAGCAUGUCCACUGCAGGCAGU
Equus quagga is the source of this 2027-nucleotide messenger RNA. Its product is annotated as DCN1-like protein 4. Gene Ontology annotation, cellular component: ubiquitin ligase complex. The record is from RefSeq and is a predicted model, not a curated record. Gene Ontology annotation, molecular function: ubiquitin-like protein binding; cullin family protein binding; ubiquitin conjugating enzyme binding. The transcript is spliced from 11 exons. Gene Ontology annotation, biological process: positive regulation of ubiquitin-protein transferase activity; protein neddylation. Bases 96 to 974 code for a protein of 292 amino acids. NCBI's taxonomy places the organism in Eukaryota, Metazoa, Chordata, Mammalia, Perissodactyla, Equidae.